AUGGCUGACCGUGGUGCAAGCGCCCCCCGUGGCGGCGGUGGUUUCGGAUCCCGUGGCGGUGACCGUGGUCGUGGACGCGGCCGUGGUCGCGGACGUCGCGGCGGCAAGAGCGAGGAGAAGGAGUGGCAGCCCGUCACCAAGCUCGGUCGUCUCGUGAAGGCCGGCAAGAUCCAGUCCAUGGAGGAGAUCUACCUGCACUCCCUGCCCAUCAAGGAGUACCAGAUCGUCGACUUCUUCCUGCCCAAGCUCAAGGACGAGGUCAUGAAGAUCAAGCCCGUCCAGAAGCAGACCCGUGCCGGUCAGCGCACGCGCUUCAAGGCCAUCGUCCUCAUCGGUGACUCCGAGGGCCACGUCGGUCUCGGUAUCAAGACCUCCAAGGAAGUCGCUACCGCCAUCCGCGCUGCCAUCAUCAUCGCCAAGCUCAGCGUCAUCCCCGUCCGUCGCGGAUACUGGGGCACCAACCUCGGUACCCCCCACUCCCUGCCCACCAAGGAGUCCGGCAAGUGCGGUUCCGUCACCGUUCGUCUCAUUCCCGCCCCCCGCGGUACCGGCCUCGUUGCCUCCCCCGCCGUCAAGCGUCUCCUCCAGCUUGCUGGUGUCGAGGACGCCUACACCUCGUCCGCCGGUUCCACCAAGACGCUCGAGAACACCCUCAAGGCCACCUUCGUCGCCGUCUCCAACACCUACGGCUUCCUUACCCCCAACCUGUGGAAGGAGACCAAGCUCAUCAGAUCCCCUCUCGAGGAGUACGCGGACACCCUCCGCGAGGGCAAGAAGUACUAG
This is a messenger RNA of Colletotrichum higginsianum IMI 349063, 783 nucleotides long. RefSeq names its product 40S ribosomal protein S2. Gene Ontology annotation, cellular component: ribosome; cytosolic small ribosomal subunit. The record is from RefSeq and is a predicted model, not a curated record. NCBI's taxonomy places the organism in Eukaryota, Fungi, Ascomycota, Sordariomycetes, Glomerellales, Glomerellaceae. The transcript has 3 exons. Gene Ontology annotation, biological process: translation. The coding region runs from base 1 to 783 and encodes 260 amino acids. Gene Ontology annotation, molecular function: structural constituent of ribosome; RNA binding.